Molecule: messenger RNA, 324 nt
Organism: Penicillium chermesinum
Lineage: Eukaryota; Fungi; Ascomycota; Eurotiomycetes; Eurotiales; Aspergillaceae
Exons: 1
Coding region: 1-324 (107 amino acids)
Source: RefSeq, a predicted model, not a curated record
AUGCUACUCGGCCGUUUUCCAAAUGUGAGAUCAUUGCAACUGAUUCAUCGUAAAUCCGAUCUACAGCUCAUGCCCGCCAACUCCCUCGUGGGUGAUUUGUGCAGUAUGGUGUCCCCCAACCGCCCCAGAACGCAGAUCCAACGCGCGGGGGCGGUUCGCCUGUCUUGGACUUGCAUUUCGGGCCUUGACACGUCUCCACUGACAAACGAAGAAUCCGAGCCUCGUGUCCGAGGAGCGAAACGUCCCAAGUCCCUUUUUCUCUUAUCGGCGAGCCAUGAUGAGCGGUGUCGGGCCUGUAAUACGUACAACAACGUGCCGAAGUAA